AUGUCUCAUAUGGCUCCUCAUUCUGGAGGCGCUGUGCCAGCUAAGCGCCACAGCCGAACCAACGCUGAUGAGCCUGACGAUCUUUUCCCUGAUAUCCCGGAAGCCAAGAAGCGAAAGUUUAUCCUUGUCGAAGACAAUGUACGUGGAUCUCGCCUCCGUGUCAGGGUAACCCUCGAGGGGGUUGAUACCAAUGAGAUCCCGGAUAGCUUCCGUAAGGGUGCAAGCGUCUUCCCUCGUAGUUACUUCCCACGGGAGAUGCAAAGUCCUCCUCCUAGUGCGACUGGAUCGCGCUUCUUCGGUGAUGACCAGGACGAUGAUGGUAUCGAGGAAACUGAGGGCCGCGAGUUCAGCCGUCGUGGAGUUAACAGGAGUGGCAAAGAGAUGGUCAAGGUCCCUAUGGGCGAGUCCACAGGGGAAAUUGCCAUUCCCCGAAUGCGGAAGUCCAUCCGAGGCAGGGAGGUCCGCCUUAAUGAUCUGGGCUAUCGUAUGGCCUGGCUCCAAAGCCGAGUCUUUGCCGGCCGAACUGUAUUUUUGCAGCGAGCAUUGGAUUGCUACCGCAACAAAACGCGAGCUGCUAUCGAGAGUGUUAUGCAAGAUGUCAAGACUGUUGCUCCUCAUUAUGAGACUCGCGCCGGCAAGAGGCGCUGGAACGAGCGCAUGCGACGUGGAGAGAAGAAGGACGACGAGUAA
This is a messenger RNA of Fusarium poae, 690 nucleotides long. RefSeq lists its product as uncharacterized. The record is from RefSeq and is a predicted model, not a curated record. The transcript has 2 exons. Lineage: Eukaryota; Fungi; Ascomycota; Sordariomycetes; Hypocreales; Nectriaceae. The coding region runs from base 1 to 690 and encodes 229 amino acids.